CAAAACAGUAACUGUUCGAAUUGUGGAAGGUUUCAAAAUGCCGCCUGGAAAAUCGCAAAAAAAAGUUCGCCCUUCCACGGCUUCGGGGGCAUUGGAAUCUCAUGAACUUGUUGAUUUACUAGAUGAACUAAGACCUUCAACUGCUCCGGGAAAAAACUUACUAGGACUCGAUCCUACAUACGUGACAUCCAGACACCAUGUUCCUGGUGUUCCAAUCACUUCGAAGUUCAGAGGAAGGCAAGUUUUUGGUGGUAUUCCCGAGAAUGAUCUCAAAGGAUCGCAUGGAAGAAGGGCUACUUUGGGUGGCUUAGAAGAUGUGGAAGAGCACGAAAAACCUAAAAGACCGACUACUGCCGUCGGAGUUUCAAAACAGAUUAAGCUUGAAGACAGAAUUACUUUGGACCAUUUGAAUAAGAUGAGACAAGCUUUUGAGGAAGCUGACUCUGAUGGUAAUGGAACAUUAGAUUUAGACGAGUUUAAAGAUGUCAUCACAAACUUGUUUCAUUUUAAAUUCAAGAAUGAAGACCAGGUUACAGCUCUUUUCAUGAAAAUAGACUCUUCAUCUGACGGUGAAAUAAAUUGGGACGAAUUUUGCACAUUCAUGCAACUUGAAUAUGCUGAAAAAGAGGAUUCAUACUUGCGAUCUAAAGAGACUGCUUUUACUCUGCCUGCAAUUAUUGCAAUGAGUGAAAACUCCAAUUCCUCUCAGAGAGAACAUGUGAUACGACUGUGCCAUACAGCAGACAACAACUUCCUUGUUGUUAGCAAGGAUGGUCUCGUUUCAUUUUGGUCUCAAAAUUUGGAGUUUAAAAGAAUGAAACAUGCAGUUCAUUUUGAAAGCUCAACAAAGAAGACAAAGUGGAUUACAGAUUUUGUACUCAUGCCUCAAUUUAACAAAUUUAUUAUUUCAACAGGGGAUAGGGAAAUUCAGUUUUUUGAAUUAUCAACAUUUGAGCCCUAUUGUCAAAUCACUGGUCUGGAGACAACUCCUCUUAGACUUGAUUAUUGUUCAACAGGACAAGAUGAAUGUAUUAUUCUUUAUGGAGACAGCCAGGGAUGUGUAAAUAUUUUCAUCAUGACCUCUGUAGGGGAGACAUUAAGAAAUUGGAAGAAGAUGCCAAAAGUUGAAGGGAUAGCUAGUGUAAAUAUAGAUAGUGUUGUGAAUUCGGAUAAUGCAAGGUUCACGUGUAUCAGGUGGAAAGUCCACGAAGACUGGGUCUCACAGCUGAAGUAUUAUGACUCUUUGAGAGCCGUCAUAUCUUGUUCAAAUCACCCUGAAACAGCUUUGGUUAUUGGUCAAACAAUGGGCAGCACCCAUGUAGAAUCUCAAUUAAAAGAUUCCACUGGUGCUUCAAAGAAAAUUCAAAAUUUCACUUCCCGUGAUCUGCAGCCAAGAAGGCGGGCGGACAGUGACCAGACAGUGUUCAAAGUGUACAAAGGAGUCAAAACAUUUGACUUCUGUAAAGAAAAAAAUGUCAUUAUAACUGGAGGAAUGGACAGGCUUGUGCGAAUGUGGAACCCUUACGUUCCAAGUAAACCGACUGGUCUUUUGAGAGGACAUACGGCGCCGAUUUUUCAUUUGUUUAUUUGUCCAGAAGAUGACAGAAUAUUCAGUAUAUCUACGGACAAAACUGUUAAGGUCUGGGAUCUCCAUGAUCACACGUGCCUGCUGACCGUACGACCUAAAGCACACAAGAUUAGAGGAGAUUUAGCGGCCAUUCAUUACAACUCCGCCAGUAGAGGUCUUGCUGUUGCCACAUCUGAGCAAAUAGCUCUUUUGCCUCUGAAGAACAGAAGUUCGUCAAAAGAUAUGAUAACUACUCACAAGGAGCCAGUGAUGUGUCUGAAAUACAACAAAAGCUUUAAACAUAUCGUCACAGCUUCGGAAAAUUCCGUGGUUAAAGUUUGGGAUUUGGAGACAGGCCGCUCAGUGUUUGAGUUUUCCCAAGCACAUGGAGAUCAAGCUGUCACAUGCAUGAGCUUUGACUCAACGGAAAGAAGAUUAAUAACUGGCGGAAGAGACGGCCGGCUUAGAAUAUGGAACUACAACAAUGGCCACUGUCUAAGAACACUAGAAAAAGGGAGUGACGUGGACGAAGUGGCAGAUUUAACAUACUUAGUUCUGAAUAAAAACAGAUAUAUCAUCUCCGUCGGUUGGGACAGAAGAGUAAACCUGUUUUCCGAUGAUAAUGAAGAUUUCCAUCAUGUGCAGCAUCCAUAUGCCUACUGGAAAGACGACCUGGUCAACGGCCAUAAAGAGGAUAUACUAUCCAUUGCAGUUAGUCCACCAAACCUCCUGGCAACUUCCAGUUAUGAUGGCGAGAUUAUCAUCUGGAAUCAGAUUUCGGGGCAUAUAUUUUGCCACUUAUUUUCACCCUUUGCGACCAGAGAGAACGGAGUCAAUCUGUCUUCUGAGGACUUGGAUGGAGGGAAUGCUGUUAGUAAGAUAAUAUUCUUGAAAGCAAGAGCAAUGAAGAAAGACGCCGCCACUCUGGUGGCCAGUGGACCACAAGGACUGAUUCACUUUUGGAAUAUUUACACUGGUGGCACACUUUACGCUACGUUUUCUCCGUCCAAGCAUGGUGUUACCACUUUGACUUCGGUUUCAAACGAUACCAAACUCAUUACUGCGGAUUCAGCAGGUUUCAUCUCAGUCUGGAAUGUAGAGGAUUACGGUAUAAGAGGAAAAACAGCUAAACCCCCAGAACGUCUGUUCUUUUGGCGUGCACAUGUGCAAAGCAUCACCAGCCUUGAAGCACUAGAAAUAUGGAAUGUUGACGUCUUAAUGACAGCGUCUGUUGACUGCACUGUCAGACUGUGGACUAUGGAUGGACAUUUUAUUGGUACUCUAGGUCAGCCCAAAAUAUGGGACAUAACAAAUCCUGCGUCUUACCAACAUCCAAUGGCUCCUUAUGAUGUGCUGGUGGAUCCCCAAACUGUACCUAAUGUCCCCAAAAUAAACCAUCCUGACGAACUCGCUUCAAAAGAUGACUACAAAGAAUUAGACAAAGCAAAUGAGUUGGAUUCUCAGUCUGUACCGUAUUUCUCCAGUUCUCAUGGGAAAGAUCCGCUGGUAUUGCGUCAUGAAAGGCUGAAGAAAGUUCCUAGAGAUGUUGGCGGACCAAGUGCUUAUCAAACUCUGACGUGCUUUGAACUAGAAGACACGCCUGCUCUCCCCAACCCUCCCUCGUCUUCGUCUAUCGACGACCCAUUUGAUAUCAGAACAUAAACAAUUUACAAAGCGAGAAGUGACCAGCUUGUAUCUGACUGCAAUGUAGGGGAUUAACAUUUUUGGCUAUUUUUUCUAAAAUAGAAUGGUUGGUCUUUUUAUUGCAAUGAAAAUAUGAGAAACUCAUCUUUAAAUUUUCUAAGUAUCUGCUUUUUUGUCAUUUAAAAUUUUGUGUCCCAAAUACGACCCAAAUCUUUGUACAUCUAGAAAUUGAUAGUAUUUAUUUUGACAAAUUGCAUGCAAAUCCGCGUAACUACGUACACAAUAUCUUGUUAGAGACUCGCAUAACUGAAAGCUUUGUGGACGCAAGUACUUUCAGUCAACGUGACUCUGACGUUUAAAUCGAGUUCUCGACUCACGUCACGUUAUUUUAUUGUGCCGUUAUACGUGUAUCAGUAGUCAAAUUACUUCCUCGUUCAAAUUUUGUUGUCAUGACUGUCUUAAAGAAUUUUAACUUAAAACUCUCCACAAUUGAAAAUACUGACAACGCUUGCACAAGAGAACAAAUAUAAUACAUUAGGAUUCGCAGUCCAUAGAAGCAGUGUGAAGUGCAUUUUGCGAAUUUUUAUUUAAAUGCAUGCACAAUACUGCCCAGAUGCUCGUAAUUUAUAGGUAAACAGUACUCGAGUGUGAAGUGUGAAGUUUGACGAAAUUUCCAAGAUUGUUAAAUGGGAUAACAAUAUUAAUUUGAAUUUUUGAAAAUUGCCCGAUUAAGCUUAGCGUGUAAAAUUUUAAACCAGGUAGCUCAGAAUCUGCAGGGGUUUUUAUCUAUUUUGAGCGUAUAUAUUAUCUUUGUUUCUAUAUUCACGGGCACGAUAGUAUUUAUAAUAAGUAAUUUUAAUAAGAAUAAAUGCGAUGAAUCGCUGGACGGGAAGCGUACUGUAAAUAAGUAAAUCAGGGAAUAUUCCGAGCUGUAACUCUAUCCGCAAAACUUGUAAAAUUUGAAAAAAAAUAUUAAAUUCCUAUCA
Messenger RNA from Stylophora pistillata, 4197 nucleotides. RefSeq names its product cilia- and flagella-associated protein 337. NCBI's taxonomy places the organism in Eukaryota, Metazoa, Cnidaria, Anthozoa, Scleractinia, Pocilloporidae. Gene Ontology annotation, molecular function: protein binding; calcium ion binding. The record is from RefSeq and is a predicted model, not a curated record.